AUGGGUUUAGUUUCCAGUUCAAGAAGAAUCAUGACUAUCGACAAGGUCGCUGUUCAAAAAAUCAUUGACUCAGACACUGUUGUCAUUUUUUCAAAGUCCACCUGUCCUUACUGCACUAAAGCUAAAAAUGCUUUUAAGCAGCUGGGCAAAGACUUCAAAGUAAUUGAACUAGACCAGGAAGAUGACUGUGCCGGGUACCAGGACGCUCUUGGAGAAAUCACCGGUGCCAGAACUGUACCCAGAGUUUUUGUCAAUGGAAAGUUCAUCGGUGGCGGUGACAAGGUCGCUGAAAUGCUCAAAACUGGAGAACUCGCCAAGCUUUUUGAUUAA
Cotesia congregata is the source of this 330-nucleotide messenger RNA. Lineage: Eukaryota; Metazoa; Arthropoda; Insecta; Hymenoptera; Braconidae. The record is from the annotation of a GenBank genome assembly.